Musca vetustissima is the source of this 749-nucleotide messenger RNA. RefSeq names its product cell adhesion molecule DSCAM-like. The annotation marks the transcript as partial. The record is from RefSeq and is a predicted model, not a curated record. NCBI's taxonomy places the organism in Eukaryota, Metazoa, Arthropoda, Insecta, Diptera, Muscidae. The transcript has 6 exons.
CAUUGGUAUGUCACAGUCAACGGAUUGGAUUUACAAGGCCCAGUAUUCCUUCACGAGCCAGCACAUCGCGUGGAAUUCUCUAAUAAUUCCGGUGGUCUCAUUGAAUGUUCUGGCCAUGGCAGCCCGCCACCUGAGGUAGAGUGGACGCCCAUACCACCCCAACAGGAUAUGGUGGUACAAACAACAAAUGGUAGUCUGAUGUUUUAUCCAUUCACUGCGGAAAAGUUUCGCCAUGAAGUUCAUUCCAGUGUAUAUAGAUGCAAAUUGAGAAACUUGGUCGGCACAGUUCUAAGUCGUGAAGUUCACGUUAAAGGCGUUGUUAAUCAAAAGUAUACCGUUCAAGUGCACGAUGAAUAUGUGAUGGCUGGCAAUACGGCUGUAUUAAAAUGUCAGGUACCCAGUUACAUGUCCGAGUUCGUUAUGGUAACAGCAUGGAUACAAGAUACUGGAAUGCACUUGUAUCCCAAUACAGAUAUUGGUGGCAAAUAUACGGUACUCUCCAAUGGUGAACUGUACAUCAACAAUGCUGGACCAAAUGAUGCUUACAAAAGUUAUACAUGUCGAACCGUAAAUCGAUUAACCGGCGAAGUUCAAGCAUCGACUUAUCCCGGGCGUAUAAUUGUUACUGAGCCCAAAGGCAUGGUACAGCCUCGCAUUAAUGUUGAAAAACACUCGAUGCGUCAUGUUGUGCUCAAUGGUCAGACAACAUUGCCGUGUAUUGCUCAAGGCCAUCCAGUGCCCACAUACAG